AUGUCAAACGUCCAGAGCGUGACCGUCAGAAAUAUGACCCGCCAUAGAUAUUUAGUCUACUUGAUCAUAUGGCUGUGCAUCCUUUUUCCAGUGUUGUAUUUCAAGAUUUCUGAUCGCCCUGUACCUGAUAAUAAGACUGUGAACACAUCCGAAAACUCUGCACACAAAUAUAAAAGAACAGUGUCCAGAAUCGAUUACAAUGAACUUACUAAAGUUUGCAAUCCUCCCCACAUGAUCGAACGUGGUGAUGAAGGAGAUAUUGGCUUGCUAAACAACAGUCUUACAAUCCAAGGAGUAAUAAUUCUGACUAGACAUGGAGAUCGUGGACCAAUGAAUCAUGUUCGAAACAUGGCUGAUAUAGACUGCGGCAUGGAUCCUGAUCAGGAGUAUAAUGAUUAUACCAAAUUCUUGCAAAACAUAUUCUUCAACAUGUCAUUACAGUUUUUAGGUCCUUUUCAUGGGUACCCAUUAUAUCCACCACAAAACAAUUGUUCCAUAAGUCAACUCACCCCAAUUGGUGUAUCCCAAAUGCUGAAGCUUGGACGAACGUUGCGAUCUGUGUACUACCCUUUGCUUAGUGUUUCUAAUUCUGAUGACAUAAUAAUAUAUAGCACUAAGUACAGACGCACAUUCCAAAGUGCAUUGGCAUUCAUGUAUGCGAUUCUGUCACCAGAUGUAUUGUCCAAAGUCACGUUCAAGGAGAGUGAUAGUUAUAGCUAUUGUUUUGAUCAUUGUGCCUGUUUCAAUGUUAAUAGCUUACAAAUGAAAAUAAAACAGUCAUCUGCAAGACGAUUAAAGGGCCGUAGAGCAAUAGAAAAAAUGCUCAAACGCAUUCAUAAUGUAGUGCAUCUGAUGUCCAGUAGUGUACGGGUAGACCCUUACUUACUUAGGGAUUCUAUUAUGACAUAUGUGUGCCAUGGUGCACCACUUCCUUGCUUUCAGAAUGAUUGUAUAACACGUGACAAUGUAGAGCAGCUUUUCAACUACAUUGACUGGGACUUGGAACAUUAUGCAAAACAUGGGCUGUUGCGAAAAUAUGGACUACUAAAGUCAUAUGGUUUUGCGCUGAAUAUUGCUAUGAACUUGUUGAAGAUGGUAUCCGAAAGUAAACCUCGUCUGGUCCUAUACUCAGGUCACGACUUGACUGCUCAAUACCUUUUAGCAGCUUUUGGAGUUCUAAGUGCCCAAACUAUGUCACCGCACUAUGCUUCCCGUCUAGUAUUUGAGGUAUAUCGAAACAACACAGUUGAUACCACAUACCCCGGUAGGGACUUUUACUUUAGAGUAAUUUUCAAUGGUAAAGAUGUGACCCGAUCAGUGGCCUUUUGUAAAACCCGUGCUGGCAGCUGGACUAGCUCAUCAAUUUACCUCUGCCCAAUUGAGUCUGCUAUUAGGUUCAUACAUGAUGAUUAUUUUACCACUUUCAAUGCUUCCAACUACAAGGAAGCAUGUGGCACUCGUUCUUGA
Macrosiphum euphorbiae (potato aphid) is the source of this 1467-nucleotide messenger RNA. Lineage: Eukaryota; Metazoa; Arthropoda; Insecta; Hemiptera; Aphididae. The record is from the annotation of a GenBank genome assembly.